AUGGUCCCGGGAGUAUCCUCUGUCGACCUCCCCGAGGACAGCAAGAAAUUCAACAGCCACUCGCCAGAUCCACAAACAAUCACCAAGAUCGUCAUCACGGCAUCGGUAGUCGGCUGGUUCGUCUUUGGCAUCAUCAGCAUCCUCGUCAUCAACGGCAACGGCAGAGCGGGAAGAUGGGUGCCCGAGUGGUACCUCGACUCGCGGGGAAGAAUGAAGCACAAACUCGCCGUGCUGGGGUGGUGGGUGUUUGUGGUGCUGUUCUGGCCACUCAUCUGGAUCGGGUACACGGUGAAGAAGAUUGUGGGGGUUUUUGCGUAUUGUGUGGGGAAGUGGAGAAAGAGGGGUGAUGGGUUGAAAAAGUUGAAUUCAAAAGCGUCGGCGGAUGAGAAAGUAUGA
This is a messenger RNA of Fusarium falciforme, 396 nucleotides long. RefSeq lists its product as hypothetical. The transcript has a single exon. The record is from RefSeq and is a predicted model, not a curated record. NCBI's taxonomy places the organism in Eukaryota, Fungi, Ascomycota, Sordariomycetes, Hypocreales, Nectriaceae. Bases 1 to 396 code for a protein of 131 amino acids.